AUGGCGAAGAGAAAGUGUCGCGUGAAACUUGGGCCUUCAAUGAUGUGGAUGAGGUCGUUUGCGCAAGCGACGGCGGAGCGCGGGCGGGCGCUCCCGGCGCAGGCGCGCCUGCUGCGAGCCGUCCCGCCGCCGUCGCCGCUGCUGCUGGCGCUGCUGCUCCUAGUGGGCGGCGCAUGGGGCGCGGACCUGGUGAUCGAGAUCCCGGGCUCCGGCGCCGGCGCAGCUGACCCGGGCGGGGAGUACCGGCUGGAUUACCGGCCACCACAUGGCUCACCGGCACCCAACUUCACCGUUCCGGCCCGGGCCUCCACCAUCAACUUCCAGGGGCUCCCGGGCACCAAAUACCACUUCAUGCUUUACUACUCCAAUGCUACCUUCGCUGAUCUGCUUACUUGGAAUCAAACUAUUAUUACUGCGCCUGAGCCGCCGACGAACCUGACGGUGUCGCUGUCGCGCAACAAGCAGGCUACCAUCGCCUGGGCGCCGCCCUCGCACGGAGAAUACACCGGCUUCCGCUUCAAGGUGAUUCCUCUGACGGAGCGUGCGGAGGGCGGAGCCCGCAACAUCACCGUGGAGGCGCCGGAGACGCCGGGCGCCGGCUGGACGCACACGCUCAAGGAGCUGUCCCCCGGCGCCACCUACCAGCUCCACGCCUUCACGCUGCUCCAUGACAAGGAGAGCGCGGCGUACGCCAGCAGGAACUUCACAACUAAGCCUAACACGCCGGGCAAGUUCAUCGUGUGGUUCCGCAAUGAGACCACGCUGCUAGUGCUAUGGCAGCCACCCUACCCGCCCGGCGCCUACACACACUAUAAGGUUUCAAUCGUACCACCCGACGCGCGUGAGUCCGAACUGUACGUAGAGAAAGAAGGCGAGCCGCCGGGGCCUGCGCAGGCCGCCUUCAAGGGCCUGGUGCCGGGCCGGCCGUACAACAUCUCCGUGCAGACCGUGUCCGAGCCGGAGAUUAGCGCGCCCACCACCGCGCAGUACCGCACCGUGCCGCUGCGGCCGCGCGACGUGCAGAUACCCGCAAGAUACGUCACGCCCACCAAGUUCAGGGUCACCUGGCUGCCGCCCAAGGAGGAGAGCGAGUUCGAGAAGUACCAAGUGUCGGUGUCGGGCGGAGGCGCGGCGCGGCGGCUGGCGCCGGUGCUGCGCGCGCGCAACGAGACGCCGGCCGUCAGCUUCGAGGGGCUGGAGCCCGGCGCGCACUACACCGUCACCGUCAAGACCAUGUCCGGCAAGGUCACCUCCUGGCCCGCGCCCUCGGAGAUCACGCUCAAACCUCUGCCGGUUCAGGACCUGCAGUGGCGCUACCAAAACGAGACCGACGGUGGCGGCAUCCUCGUGUGGUGGACGCCCGCCGAGGGCAGCACACAAGAUGAAUACAAGGUGUCGUACCACGAGGCCCACGGGUCCGGCGACAGCAGCACGCAGACGACGCCGGCCACCAACAUAACACUGGACACGGCGCAGCUGCUGCCGGGCCGCAACUACACGGUCGCCGUCACCGCCGUGUCGCGUGGCGUCGACAGCGCCGAGACCACCUUCAGCGCCGCCACGCGACCGCUGGCGCCCGUGGUGCGCACCUGGGGCGGAGCGGCGCGGCAGCUGUCGCUCGCUUGGAGCUCCGACGUCAACUCGCGACAGGACCACUACGAGCUGCGGCACCGCCGCCGGCCCGAGCCCGGCGCGGACAUGGACGACCCCGAGUACACCUUUAAGACGAUCACGACAACGGAUACUAACGCAACGUUGUCCGGACUGUUCCCGGGCGCCGUGUACGAGGUGACGGUGGCGGCCGUCAGCCACGGGCUACGUAGCGAGCGGCACACCGUCUUCAAACCUGUUCGGCCUCUGCCUCCAACGUGGAUGGGCGUGGAGCGAGCCACGUCCAACUCCGUGGUGGUCCGCUGGCGCGGCCCCGGGCCUGGCUCCAAGCUCGGCGCCUUCCUGCUGCAGUACCGCACGCACUCCGAGCAGAAGUGGACCAAGCUGCCGCCGCUACAGCCCGACAUCAACGAGGCUGAGGUUGUGGACAUGACUCACGGCGAGCGUUACACGAUCCAACUGGACACGCUGAGCGAGGCGGUGGCGGGCGACAGUGUGGACAGUGGCGAGCCGCGGGAGGCCGACCACACCGUCCGCCCCAACCCGGUGUCGAACGUGGCUGCCCUGGUGGACACUCGCAACAUGACGCUGGAGUGGCCGGUGCCCGCGGGCCGCGUGGAGCGCUACGGGCUCCGCUGGUGGCCGCGCCCCGACGAGGUCCCCGACGCGGUGCCAGCCGCGCGGAACUUGACGGCCGAGCCGGGCGUGAAGACUGUUAGAGCCCUGCUCGACGCCCUGGAACCGGGCGUGGGCUACACGUUGACCGUCCACGCCGUGUCUUAUAACCUGACCAGUGAUCUCUUCACUAUGGAGACAAGGACCCGCCCGUUGAUCCAGUCGGAGAUGACGAUCGUGAACGAGCCGGAGGCCGAGGUCGGCAACGACACGCUGCCCGCCAUCAGAGUAUUAUACACACUGACGCCGGCGACGGCUUCCCGCUUCGACUCGUACCGGUUCCGGCUGGAGGGCGGGCCCGGCGAGGCGCAGGAGCAGACGCGCGCCGCCGCCGCGCCCGCCGCGCGCGUCGAGUUCGCGCGCCUCGUGCCCGGCCGGCUCUACAACGUCACCAUGUGGACCGUGUCCGGGAACGUGACGUCACACCCCGUGCAGCGCCCGACGCGUCUGUACCCUCGUCCGGUGGCGUACCUGAAGCAGCUGGCGGUGGGCGCGCGCAACGUGACGCUGACGUGGCCGGAGCCCCCCGGCGACUACACGGACUUCGAGCUGCAGUACCUCACCGCCGAGGACACGCUGGAGGCGCGCUCCACCACCGGCACCGAGUACACCGUGCAGGGUCUGCAGCCGCACACCAACUACGUGUUCACCAUCGAGGUGCGGUCGGGCACGCCAGCCACGCUGAUGACGCGCUCGGCGGGGCUGUCGGUGCAGCUAGCCACGCGGCAGGCGCCGCCGCCCGCGCCGCGCGCCUUCCACCCCACCGACGCCAAGCCCAACCAGCUCACCUUCUCCUGGGACCUGCCCGCCAACCAGGCCAAUGGCGUGCUGGAGAAGUUCGUCAUCGAGUACGCCCCGCAGAACCAGCCGGAGAAGAACACUACUAUUACGUUCCCCCCUGAAGCGCGGUCGGGCGUGGUGGCGGGGCUGACGCCGGGCGGCACGUACAGCUUCCGGCUGUGGGCGGCCACGGGCGCGGGCUUGGGCCCGGCGGCGCGCUGGACGCAGCACCUCGCCAUCGCCGCGCCGCCGCGCCCCGCGCCGCACGCGCUGCCCGCCGCCGUGCGCGCCACGCCCACCACCGUCUCCGUGCGCUUCCGCAACGACUUCUUCAGCUCGGCCAACGGCAACGUGUCGGCGUACGCGCUGGUGGUCGCGCAGGAGCCGCGCAACGACUCCAGCGACCGCCUGCCCUCGUGGCGCGACGUGCACGGCCUGCCCGUGUGGCCGCCCUACCAGGUGACGGAGCCCUACUUCCCGUUCCACCACAGCUCGGUGGAGGAGUACACGAUCGGAUCGGAGCGGUGCGAGUCGAGCGGGCGCGCGUACUGCAACGGGCCGCUGCGGCCCGGCGCCGCCUACUACGUGAAGCUGCGCGCCUACACCGCGCCCGACAAGUUCACCGACACCGCCUACGCCGUCGUCUACACCGAGGUGGACAACACGGCGUGGAUCAUCGGCGUGUGCGCGGGCGCGGCGUGCGUGGCGGCGGCGGGCGCGGCGUGGGCGGCGCUGCGCCGGCGCCGGCCGCGCGCCGCGCCCGCGCAGGCCGCGCCACAGCCGCGCACCUCCCGCCCCGUGCCCGUCGCUGACUUCGUCGACCAUUACCGGCUCAUGUCUGCCGAUUCCGACUUUAGGUUCAGCGAGGAGUUUGAAGAGCUGAAGCACGUGGGGCGCGAGCAGCCGUGCACGGCGGCCGACCUGCCGGUGAACCGGCCCAAGAACCGGUUCACCAACAUCCUGCCCUACGACCACUCGCGCUACAAGCUGCAGCCCGUCGACGACGAGGAGGGCUCCGACUACAUCAAUGCCAACUACGUGCCGGGUCAUUCAAGCCCGCGCGAGUUCAUAGUGACGCAGGGCCCGCUGCACUGCACGCGCGACGACUUCUGGCGCAUGGUGUGGGAGUCGGGCUCGCGCGCCAUCGUCAUGCUGACCAGAUGUGUGGAGAAGGGCCGCGAGAAAUGCGACCGCUACUGGCCGUACGACACCCGGCCGGUGUACUACGGCGACAUCGCCGUGACCGCGCUCAACGAGUCGCGCUUCCCCGACUGGACGAUCACUGAGCUGCUGGCCUCGCGCGGCGCCGAGCAGCGCGUCGUCAAGCACUUCCACUUCACCACGUGGCCUGACUUCGGCGUGCCCGACCCGCCCACCACGCUCGCCAGGUUCGUGCGGGCGUUCCGCGAGCGAUGUCCGCCGGACGCGCGGCCGGUGGUGGUGCACUGCUCGGCCGGCGUGGGCCGCUCGGGCACGUUCAUCACGCUGGACCGCGCGCUGCAGCAGCUGGCCGCGCGCGCCGACACGCUCGACAUCUUCGGCAUGGUCUACGCCAUGCGCCGCGAGCGCGUCUGGAUGGUGCAGACGGAGCAGCAGUACAUCUGCAUCCACCAGUGCGUGGUGGCGGCGCUGGAGGGCGCGGACCUGCAGCCGCCGCUCGGCCUCAACCAUCACAUGCACCACAACCAGGCCUUCGAAGACGACGAGGGCAUCGCAGAGUCCGGCAUGUGAGGCGUCGCACUUAACUUAUAUACAUUCUCAAGUUAUAGUUAUAUAUAAGUCGCAGCUGUCUAGCGUUAAGUUUUGUAUUCAUAUAUUUUUAUAUACGUCGUUCACGGAAUGAAAAGGACCAAUUUUUAAAUGUUUUGUAUUUGUAUAUAAGUAACUAGGAGUGUACAGUCAGUAGCAGAACUAAGCGAGCUGGGUGUUCAAAAUAUUAGCAAAACUACUCUCUCUUUCCCUCUCUUCUCUUAACAAAAUUUACGUGUACAGAUAAUUUUGAUCACCUGGCCCACUUAGCUACUGCUGAAGAUCGGUUUUCCUAGGACAGCGGUGCCGUCAUAUAGCGGCCGUCUCUAAAUAAUACGGCUAAAUACGGAUAUCGUAGUAUUUGUAUGGACGGCCGCUAUAUGACGGCACCGCUAUCCUAGGAAACCAGAGCUUUAGUCCGCAUUGUGUCUAUGUACCUUGAUGAAAUCAUGUUGAAUCUAGAUUAUUUUAAAAUAUUGACUUUUAGAUGUUAUUUAUUUUAUAUUAAAACGACAACGGCAUCUCAAAUGUGUACUUAAAUAGAAAUAUAAUCGUCUGCUCAGCGAUGUUUCUCAAAGGAAUAUCCGUAGUUGUUUAAGUCUAGUUGCAUAUACUUUUAUUAAAUUUGAAGGGUACACGAAAAGAACAUGUCUAGUCAAAAUUUUUGAAAAAUGAGAAUUUAAUUUCAAUAUAGUUAUCAAUGAACUAUUACUCGUAGCUACAGCUUCUGUUAUGUACAUCUGUAAUCAUAAAUUUAUAACUCCUUUUUUCUCACUUUAAAAACAGCUAUACACAAUAUAAACGCAUAAGCAUAAACCGAAAAACGCAUUUACCGAUUUUCAACACCGAAGUGAUCCCAUAAGAGAGCGCGAACCGUUUUGUGCGGAACUCUAAAAAUAAUAUGUUUAAUUAUGUUACAUAAUUUGUGUACCCAGUGGCGUAGCAUGGGUGGCACCCGGUGCGGAAAUUGUGGGUGUCACCCCAAAAUUCAAUCAAAAUUGUAAAAUAUAUUUAAAAAGAGUAAUUGUAAUUUUUGUUAAAUAGCUCGGGAUUUACUCCAUCGCUUUCAUUUUACGAUUUUUUAUAGGUGGCACUACUGUUCACGGUCGGGUGUCACCCCUAAACGGGUGACACCCGGGGCGGACCGCCCCCGCCGCCCCCCCCCCCCCCCUAGCUACGCCACUGUGUGUACCUACAUCCUUUCAAACCGCGAUAACUCAAAAUAUUGCCUGCAGAGCGUCUAGACAUGUUCUGUCCGCGUAUCAUUCAUUCCAUGCUGCAUUAAAAGGAACGUGUGUGCAACUAUAGGGGUACCACUAAACUAACUCAGGCGGUUAGUAAAGAAGCAGGGCUAUGACCGCGAAAAUCGAAGUUCGUAAAUUGCGGGGAUUUUUCUCUGUCGCUCUAAUUACGCCUUCAUUGGAGUAAAAGAGAAAGAUCCUCGUAAUUUGCGAAUAUCGGUUUUCGCGGUAGCCGCUCUGCGCGGUGAUUUUCUAGUAGAUGAUGAUGAUGAUGUUAGCUGAAUUUUGGGACUAAAACGAGUUAAUCGAGCGUUAGCGAUGCCAAGCGAUACAUUUAUUCAGUUACUUAAGGCCUGUGUGUGCGUGUGCGUGACGUGCACGUGCGCGUGCGGCGUUGUAGUAUACAGAUCCUUAUGAGAGAUGGCACACCGCUUGCGUGACGUGUGCCUGUGCUGCUCCAACAUUUUAGCGCACGCACACGCGCACGUCACGCACACGCAAGCCGGUGUGGCUCGGCCUUUAAAUAAUGCUCGCGAGGCCUACAGCGCCUAGUUUAUAAGGUCUUACAUCUAAUACAAAUCAGCUUUAUGCACCUAAGUGGGAUUCCCACUAGUUACCACCAAGUUGUUACCAGUGGUAACUACUGGUAAUUAUUUUCCCACAUUUUAACCCUGGUAACUAAUUGGGAAAAUAUCCCACCUUUUUCCAGUGAUAACUAAUGGGAAAAAAAUUCUCAGUAGUUACCAUCAAACCGAGUAGGUGGUAACUACUUUGAAUUAUUUUUCCCAGUAGUUAGGGCUCGUGCACAAAUCACGCGAGGUUCGAUGGGGGGAGCGGGUCACGAAAAACUCACGAUAGAUCACGUUGGGGAGGGGGGUAUAAGGAAACCUCACGUGUAUUUUUCUACAGUAAACGAAACUAAGAAAAAAAAACCAACCACAUGAGUAAAUACGUUUUCUCUGUUUCGUUAAACAUAAAUCUUCACUCUGCACUUCAAAAUAGCGAGUGUAUUUAACGAAAAUAGAAAAAUAAACAAUAUUUUCUAAAUACAACACUAUUUAUCUUAAAAUUAGGUCGAAUGAAAAAAAAUAAAAAAAAUACACGUGAGGUUCCUUGGGCGAGGGGGGUUAGCCAAAAACCUCACCAAAUAUCACCAAGGGGGAGGGGGGGUCAAAAAGUAGCCAAAAAUACCUCGCGUGAUUUGUGCACAACCCCUUACUAGUGGUAAAAGGUGGGAAAGAAAUUCCAGUAGUUACAACUGGUAACAACUUGGUGGUAACCAGUGGGAAUAACCAACCACGUCUUCAAUCAGUCCAUAGCUCACCGUAAUAAUUCUUACCAACCGCCUCAGUUAAAUGGUAGAGCUAUAGAUGGUCAAGUAAAUCUUGUCAGUAGACAAAGGCGCGAAAUUCAAAUUUUCUUUGAGAGGAUAUCCCAUCGCGCCUACAUUUUUCAAAUUUGCCGUCUUUUUCUGCUGUCAAGAUUUGCCUGACCAACUGUAUUUUGCAGCAUAUGCAGCAGUAGCUGACGCGUGGAGACCGUCCAUUAUAUUAUAUUGUAACAUUAUUGAAUUAACUACUAAUCAUUCGGAGCGUUCGGAACGCUCAGUUCUGUGUCUAACAUGGUUCUGACUAACGUUGCUUUAGGUACAAUUAACUUACAAUAAGCACUUGUGUAAUAAAUACACGUAUUUUUGUACUUA
Molecule: messenger RNA, 7758 nt
Organism: Cydia fagiglandana
Lineage: Eukaryota; Metazoa; Arthropoda; Insecta; Lepidoptera; Tortricidae
Product: tyrosine-protein phosphatase 10D-like
Biological process (GO): protein dephosphorylation
Molecular function (GO): protein binding; protein tyrosine phosphatase activity
Source: RefSeq, a predicted model, not a curated record